Messenger RNA from Clupea harengus (Atlantic herring), 4836 nucleotides. It is a transcript of the gene washc4, whose product is annotated as WASH complex subunit 4. Gene Ontology annotation, biological process: endosomal transport; endosome organization. Lineage: Eukaryota; Metazoa; Chordata; Actinopteri; Clupeiformes; Clupeidae. Gene Ontology annotation, cellular component: endosome; WASH complex. The record is from RefSeq and is a predicted model, not a curated record.
CGUCACGUCCUGUGAUCACACCGUAGUGCAUUCAGUGAGAGGUCGGUUUGUAUGCAUUAGUUGUAGUUAGCCGAUUGUGUCAAACAACACGAUGGCCGUGGAGGCUAUCUCCCCUGACUGGGAAUUUGACCGUUUUGAUGAUGGUUCACAGAAAAUACACACCGAAGUGCAGUUGAAGAACUAUGGGAAGUUCCUGGAAGAAUACACAUCACAACUAAAGGGCAUCGAGGAAGCCUUAGAUGACACUAUUGGUGAUGUGUGGGACUUCACCUUGGACCCUAUCGCACUGCAGCUUGUCCCACACGAACAGUCGUCAUUGUUGGAGUUGAUUAAAACGGAGAAUAAGGUCCUCAACAAAGUAAUAACUGUCUAUGCGGCCUUGUGCAGUGAAGUGAAGAAGUUAAAAUACGAGGCUGAGAAUAAGUUUUAUAAUGGCCUACUCUACUAUGGUGAAGGAGCAUCAGAUACCAGUGUGGUGGAAGGAGAAUCACAGAUACAGAUGGGCAGAUUCAUCUCUUUUUUACAGGAGCUGUCAUGUUUUGUGUCUCGCUGCUUUGAAGUUGUGGUCAACAUAGUUCAUCAGUUGGCAGCUCUUUACAACAGUAACAAGGGUGCAACUAAAAUAAUUGAAUCUACUGGUGUUCACUUUCAGACAGUAUAUGAGCACCUGGGAGAGUUGCUCGUGGUUCUCAUAACUUUGGACGAGAUUAUGGAGAAUCACACAACCUUGAGAGACCACUGGAAGAUGUACAAGAGGUUACUGAAAUCAGUGCAUCACAACCCAUCCAAGUUUGCCAUUUCAGAAGAGAAGCUGAAGCCCUUUGAGAAACUGCUGCUGAAGCUGGAAGGACAGUUGCUGGAUGGCAUGAUAUUUCAGGCUUGUGUGGACCAAAGGUUCGAUGAUCCAGGAGAAGGCGUGUCUGUCUCUAAAAACACUUCAUUUGCUGAGGAGUUUGGUCAGAACAUCCGCACCAUUUUUGCCAAUGUUGAGUCAAAGCUUGGGGAGCCUUCAGAGAUUGACCAGCGGGACAAGUAUGCCGGAGUCUCUGGUCUGUUUGUUCUGCAUUUUCACAUCUUCAGAACCGUGGACAAGAAGCUUUACAAAUCUCUGCUGGAUGUUUGCAAAAAAGUACCUGCAGUGACUCUCACAGCCAACAUCAUCUGGUUCCCUGAUGCCUUUCUCAUCAAUAAGGUUCCUCCUGCGGCCAAACUGAUGGACAAGAAGAGUUUACAGAACAUACGUCUACAUAGAGACACCUUCUUACAGCAGAAGGCACAGUCACUCACCAAGGAUGUCCAGUCCUAUUAUGUGUUUGUGACCUCCUGGAUGAUGAAGAUGGAGUCCAUCUUAUCGAAAGAGCAACGGCCGGAGAAACUGGCAGAAGACCUGAGCAGCCGGUGCAACGUGUUUGUGCAGGGUAUCCUGUAUGCUUACAGCCUGAGCACCAUCAUCAAGACCACCAUGAACAUGUACAUGUCCCUGCAAAGGCCCAUGACCAAGACCUCUGUGAAAGCCUUAUGCCGGCUGGUGGAGCUGUUGAAAGCGGUAGAACACACAUUUCACCGGCGUUCCAUGGUCGUGGCUGAUUCUGUGUCUCACAUCACCCAACAGUUGCAGUCCCAGGCCCUCACAGCCAUUGCCCAUGCCAAGAAAAGAGUCAUAUCAGACAAGAAGUACAGCGAGCAGCGGCUGGACGUGCUCUCCGCUCUGGUAUUGGCCGAGAACACUCUGAACGGGCCGAGCACCAAAGAGCGCAGACUGGUGGUGUCACUGGCACUCAGCGUGGGAACGCAGAUGAAAACCUUCAGGGAUGAAGAGCUACUACCCUUGCAGUUGGUUCUUAAGAAGCUGGACUUAAUCAGUGAAUUGAGGGAAAGGGUGAAAAUUCAGUGUGACUGCAGUUUUCUGUAUUGGCACCGUGCCGUUUUCCCGAUCUACUUGGACGAUGUGUAUGACCAUGCUGUUGAUGCUGCACGGAUACACUACACGUUCAGUGCCCUCAGAGACAGUGUGCCAACCAUGAUGCACGCCAAGCACAUGGACUCAUGCGACCAGCUGCUAGAGAGCUACGACGCUGAAAUCAUGGAGGUCUUCAAGGAGCACUUGUUGGACAAGCUUUGCAAGGAGAUUGAAAAGGACCUGCGCCUCUCUGUGCACAGACACCUCAAGCUGGAUGACAGAAACCCGUUCAAAGUGGGCCUUAAAGACCUGGCCCACUUCUUCACCCUGAAACCCAUCCGUUUCUUCAACCGCUUCAUUGAUAUCAAAGCAUAUGUGACUCACUACUUGGACAAAACCUUCUACAAUCUGACGACUGUGGCUCUGCAUGACUGGGCUACAUACAGUGAGAUGAGGAACCUUGCUACCCAGCGCUACGGACUGAUGAUGACGGAGGCCCAUCUCCCCAGCCAAACCCUAGAGCAGGGGCUGGAUGUCUUGGAGAUCAUGAGGAACAUCCAUGUGUUUGUGUCACGCUACAACUACAAUCUCAACAACCAGAUCUUCAUUGAGAAGACCAGCAACAACAAGCAUCUAAACACAAUCAACAUCCGACACAUUGCUAACUCUAUCCGCACCCAUGGAACUGGAAUCAUGAACACCACAGUAAACUUCACAUACCAGUUUCUCCGGAAGAAGUUCUACAUUUUCAGUCAGUUCAUGUAUGACGAGCAUAUCAAGUCCAGACUCAUCAAGGACAUCCGCUUCUUUAGGGAGACCAAAGAUGAGUCGGAUCAGAAGUACCCCUUUGAGAGAGCAGAGAAGUUCAACCGAGGCAUCAGAAAGCUGGGCAUCACACCAGAGGGCCAGAGCUACCUGGAUCAGUUCAGACAGUUGAUCAGCCAGAUAGGCAAUGCAAUGGGCUAUGUGCGGAUGAUUCGCUCGGGGGGUCUACAUUGCUGCAGCAGUGCUAUCAGAUUUGUUCCCGACCUUGAGGAUAUAGUGAACUUUGAGGAACUGGUGACAGAGGAAGGCCUUUCAAAGGAAACUCAAAAAGCUGCCAGCCUUCUAGACGCGGUCCUCGGUGAUUUGACCAGCAACUCUGCAGAGGGCACAGAAUACUUCAAGAUGCUGGUGGGGGUGUUUGCUCCAGAGUUUCGCAGUGUGAAGAACAUGCACCUCAGGAACUUCUACAUGAUUGUCCCGCCUCUGACUGUCAAUUUUGUUGAGCACUCAAUUGGUUGCAAAGAAAAACUAAACAAGAAAAACAAAGGCGGGGCAGCCUUCACAGAUGAUGGCUUUGCCAUGGGGGUGGCCUACAUCCUGAAACUUUUGGACCAGUACCAGGAGUUUGAUUCCCUCCACUGGUUCCAGGCCGUGCGGGAUAAGUAUGUGAAGGAGAUGAAUGCCGUGGUGAAGGAGCAGAACGUCCAGGCCACCAGCCAGGACGAGAAGCUCAUGCAGACCAUGAACCUCACUCAGAAGAGGCUGGAUAUCUACCUGCAGGAGUUUGAGCUACUCUAUUUCUCCUUGAGUAGCGCACGGAUCUUCUUCAGGGCCGACAAGACAGCAGCUGAAGAGAUUCAGGAGAAGAAGGACCGAGAAGUGUUCUUUAGAGGCAACGCUGCAUCUUCUACUGAGGCUACAGCCUCUGAGUCCAGCUCAAAAUGAUUAUCACUCUGCUCCGAGAUCACUUAAGAACUGUGAAUGGACCUGACCUAUGAAUGUGAAGACCAAUACACACUGGCAGUUUGGGUCAAAACUGCCAGAGCAGAGAUGGUUUCUAAGGAUAACUUGAACAUGGACAUGGAGCUCUGAGGUGAUCGGGGUAGAGAAACGAAUGUAGUUUUUUGUAGUGCUUCUGAGCUCUUCAGUGCUAGCUGACCGAUCAGACAGCAUUUUGACUAAUACAUAUUGAUAUCAUUCUUUUUUGAUAACACUGUCUUUCUGCAGUGUGUCUGCUUGUUUGUUGUAAUUUGGUAUGUUCCACUAAAAAGAUGGUAGGCUGUUUAAAUACAAUUACCACAGAUACUUUAUGUACAGAUCUGUUUUUUUUUUUCUCUCCAUAGCCCAAUGUACAAACAGAAAAAGCAACUCGAACAUCACCAAUUAGAUGUCUGUGGAACUCCUACAUAGAAAUAACAGUCAAACACAAUUUUCUACUUCAGAUAUCCAGAUAAAAGAUGCUAAGAUUAAAGCACCAUUUGGAAUAGUUGGAAAACAAAUGAUUUGAAACCCUUUCCUCCACAGCACUGUGACUGUCCCAGACUUGAGUAAUCAGUGGUUUCUCUUAUGUUUGAAUGUGUUUCCAGUUCUCUAAAAUCCCAGCUAUAACAACAGGAUAUACUUUGUCAGCUAUAGCAUCUUGAUAAUCAUGUUACUGUUACAUGCUAUGUUUUGUUGCUUUCAUUCAGUGUUAUUUGAACACAUCCCAAUCAGAUAACUUGGGUAAACAGACAUGUAAUCCAUAGCCCAAUUUAAUUUCUUAGACGCAUACAGUGGCUAUGCCUGCUUAAAUGGCUUCAAAUGUUUGGCAAAAGGAGAAAAAAAUUAAAACAAGAAAUAGCCUUUUCAAUCCAUGGGUUCCACAUGUGCCUAUAAUCUUCAGCAUAACUUGGUCUUGGAAGAUGAAUUUUAAGUAAAUAAUUUUAUUCAUAAUUAAACUAGUGGAUCAGAUUCAAAAACAUCUUACUGGGACAGCUUAAUGGUUCCUAUGUAAAAUGAAAAAAUCAAGAGAGUAUCUACCAUAGCUACCAAGUACUGCUUACAGUUCAGAUUGUUUUGGGUCGUUUUUCAUAACAUUCCAAAGUGUUUCUUGCCAGCCUUUUGUAAUGUGUGAGCACAUUUAUAUGCAUAUAUUUGUCAAAAUAACCUGAGUAAAUAUUUUAUUGAAAAUG